AUGGCUCCCCUCCAACCCCCUCCCCCGCUCGAAGGAAAGAAACGCCGCAUUGGUAUGAUGACCAGUGGAGGAGACUCUCCCGGAAUGAACGGAGCGAUCAGAGCUGUGGUUCGAACUGCAAUUGACGCUGGCUGUGAGGUCUACUGUAUCUACGAGGGCUACGAGGGUCUUGUCAAAGGGAAAGACUUCAUCCGAAAGUUCGAAUGGCCUUUCGUCCGUGGCUGGCUUUCCGAGGGCGGUACAUUGAUUGGUACAGCAAGAUGUAUGGAGUUCUACGAGCGUCCUGGUAGACUGUUGGGUGCGAAAAACAUGGUUCUCAAUGGCAUUGAUGCACUCAUCAUCUGUGGUGGUGAUGGCUCUUUGACUGGAGCUGACAAGUUCAGAGCAGAGUGGCCCGGCUUGCUCGAGGAACUCGUUCAGACAGGAGAGCUUACUGCAGAACAGACCAAACCAUUCAAACAUCUCAAUAUUGUUGGUCUAGUUGGGUCAAUUGAUAAUGACAUGUCGGGAACCGAUGCUACAAUCGGUUGUUACUCCGCCUUGGGCAGAAUUUGCGAGAUGGUAGAUUAUAUUGAAGCAACAGCCUCUUCCCAUUCCAGAGCUUUUGUUAUUGAGGUCAUGGGCAGGCAUUGUGGGUGGUUGGCUCUCAUGGCAGGCGUUGCAACUGGAGCUGAUUUCGUUUUCAUUCCCGAGAAACCAAGAGCAGAAAACUGGAAAGAAGAAAUGUGCGGACUUAUCGCCGAGCAUCGAAAAUUUGGAAAACGAAAGACAAUCGUGAUAGUUGCUGAAGGCGCGCACGACCAGGAUGGAGGGAAAAUUACUUGCGAAAUGAUCAAAGACCUUCUAGCAGACAAGAAAGGUUUGGCCUUGGACACCCGAAUAACGACUCUUGGGCAUGUGCAACGAGGAGGAACGGCAUGUGCUUAUGAUCGUAUGAUCGCAACUCUACAAGGUGUAGAGGCUGUCAAGGCGGUGCUUGAUGCUACACCAGAUACGCCAACUCCAUUUAUUGCCAUCAACGAGAACAAAAUCACACGAAAGCCUCUCGUACAAGCAGUUAUCGACACCAAAGAGGUUGCGAAAGCGAUAGAAGCCCGAGAUUUCAAGAAAGCUAUGGGACUUAGGGAUACCGAGUUUAUAGACAUGUACGAUUCGUAUAUGACAACAACUGCGACGAGCUUGAAUAAGAGCAUGCUUCUCCCUGGAGACAAGCACAUGAGAAUUGCAAUCAUUCACGUAGGCGCACCAGCUGGAGGGGUGAAUGCUGCAACUCGUGCAGCUGUUGCGUACUGUUUGACUCGUGGACACACUCCAAUUGCUAUCCACAAUGGUUUUGCUGGUUUCGCACGUCAUCACGAUGAUAAGCCAGAGGGAGCGGUCCGAGAAUUCAACUGGCUCGAGGUUGAUGGCUGGGCGAGUAAAGGUGGUUCAGAAAUCGGUAUGAACCGUGAAACCCCAGAGGAGUCCGGAAUGGAGUUGAUUGCUUCUCUCAUUGCAAAAUACAAAAUAGACGGUCUAUUUAUCAUUGGAGGAUUUGAGGCAUUCCAUUCUUUGUCACAACUUCGACAAGCUCGGAAGGACUACUCUUCACUUUGCAUCCCUAUGACUCUACUUCCUGCAACGAUAUCCAAUAACGUCCCCGGGACUGAAUACAGUCUAGGUUCAGACACUUGUCUGAACGAGUUGAUGAACUAUUGCGACAAGAUCAAACAGUCUGCCUCCGCAUCCAGACGGAGAGUUUUCGUCAUUGAGACUCAAGGCGGGAAAUCCGGUUAUAUUGCUACACUCGCUGGUCUCUGCGUCGGUGCCGUUGCGGUGUAUACACACGAGGAAGGAAUCAGCAUUGCCAUGUUAGCAGCUGACAUCGACCACUUGCGUAAAGCAUUCGAGUCAGAUUCAGGUCAAUCACGAGCUGGUCGUCUUAUUCUCGUCAAUGAGAAAGCAAGCAAAGUCUACACUGCGAGGCUUAUUGCGGAUAUGAUUCGCGAAGAAGCACAUGAUCGAUUCGAGUCUCGUGAUUCUAUUCCUGGCCAUGUUCAACAAGGAGGCGUACCAUCUCCUAUGGACCGUACGCGUGCUGUAAGGCUUGCUAUCAAAUGCAUUGAACAUCUUGAGGGGUUUCAAGAUCGAAGAGAUUCAACUAUAUUAGACGAUGAUCAGUCAUGUACUGUGAUUGGAAUUAAAGGAGCCAGCGUUGUUUUCACGCCCAUGAAAGAAGUAGAAGAGAAGGACACCGAUUGGAAGAAUCGUAGACCACUAAACGAGUUCUGGUCUCCGCUAAAGCACAUCGUAGAUGUUUUGAGCGGACGACCAGAAGUUCCGCGGCCAGAGAGGAAUUUAGAGGGGUUCAAGGCCAAGGACAAGAAAAGAGGAAUUGCAUAG
Molecule: messenger RNA, 2382 nt
Organism: Glarea lozoyensis ATCC 20868
Lineage: Eukaryota; Fungi; Ascomycota; Leotiomycetes; Helotiales; Helotiaceae
Product: Phosphofructokinase
Exons: 3
Coding region: 1-2382 (793 amino acids)
Biological process (GO): fructose 6-phosphate metabolic process; canonical glycolysis; fructose 1,6-bisphosphate metabolic process
Cellular component (GO): 6-phosphofructokinase complex; mitochondrion; cytoplasm
Molecular function (GO): ATP binding; monosaccharide binding; identical protein binding
Source: RefSeq, a predicted model, not a curated record